Cladocopium goreaui is the source of this 813-nucleotide messenger RNA. NCBI's taxonomy places the organism in Eukaryota, Dinophyceae, Suessiales, Symbiodiniaceae. The record is from the annotation of a GenBank genome assembly.
AUGGCCAGCUACGCUUCGUUGCUCUUGGCCUGCUGCCUGGGCAUGGCCUCCAUGCACCUGGUCUUCGUGGCUCAGGGCUCUCCUGGAUCAUCUGCACCACAGACACCCAGCCAGGUGUCAAGUGCUCAGCUGCCAGGAGCACCCGACAUGGAGGACAACGGCAUGGCCCAGGCUGCUUUGCGCUUCGGAAGCGGCCUGAUGCUUGGCCUUGUGCUGUUGGCCUUUGGACAGCCCACCUUUGCUGAUGUGGAAGAUGUGGUGAUCCCUGUGGAUGACAAGGGCAAGACCACCACCUUGACCAAGGAGCAGGUGGUUCGUGGCAAGCGUUUGUUUAUCGCGGCCUGCGCCUCUUGCCAUGUCGGCGGUGGCACCCGCACCAACCAGAACGUGGGCCUGGCCAUUGAGGAGUUGAGCGGUGCCCAGCCAAACCGAGCCACUGUCGAGGGAUUGGUGGACUACCUGAACAACCCCACCACCUACGAUGGACUUAAGGACAUCUCUGAGGUCCACCCAUCCAUCAAGGGUGGCGACAUUUGGCCAAAGAUGAUCUCAAUGAAGCAGCAGGACUUGUAUGACAUGUCCGCGUACAUCCUGUACCAGAAUCAGACCAUCCCAGAGAAGUGGGGCGGAGGAAAGGUCUACUAUUAGGCGACGCAGCCUCCUUUCCGUUCUGAUCACGAUGCACAUAGUAUUGCAUUCAAGGACAAAUCAGUCCUGAUGCUUCGCACGGCUGUUUCGCAACGUCAACGGCCGCGCGAUUUCUCCACAUACACAAGAUAUCACGAUGGGGACCCUGCUUCGAGGCAGUUGAAA